GUCUGUGUGCUCAGAUAACAUCAGAUGGUUUAUAGUGGUCUGUACUCUGUGGUUUAGAUGUAAACAAAUGGUUGAACGAGUCAUCCUAAUACUUCUAAUUAGCGAAAAGCAAUAAAAAAAGCAUGAAGAACAGCCAUGGCAACAGCUACGAGUAUACCCCUCAGGAAUAUGUUAACAUGUUACUGUGUUACGGUAAAGCUCGGUGUGUCACUACAGAAGCACUUAGAAUUUCUAAGAAAAAGUAUCCAGAUAGUCCUUGUCCGGGGUUUAGGACUUUUCACUUAACAUUUCAGCGAAUAGCAGAUAAUGAACCAAUUGUCCCUUCCAGGGCAUUAGGUCUUGAUGCGAAAGGGCGUAAGGUUAAAAGAACAUACGAAAAAGUAAUUUUAAGUGUCUAUAAAAAUGAGCCUGGUCUAAAUUUAAAUGCUAUGCGAACACUUCUCCGAAAACAAAAUAUUAAAGUUACCAUCUCAAAUAUUAAAUCCAUUUUAAAACUCAAUGGCUUGUCAUACACACCACAAAUUAGACCUAAAAAAAACCGCCGUUUAUUCUACUGUGAAUGGUUGCUGAGACGUUUAAAACGAGACAAAAUGUUCAUGCAAAAUGUACUGUGGACAGAUGAUUCUGUAUUCACAAAAUGGAAUAUGAAGAACAGGCAUAUCCCAGGCCAGGCAGCAACCACGCCUGAUGGCUGGUCACUAAAUGUGUGGGCAGGCAUGCUUAAUGAUGAAUUAUUUGGGCCAGUAUUUCUUCCACAGCCAACUUCCUAUGAGACAUACUUAGAGUUUGUAAAAGGGCCCCUAAUGGAAAUAUUAUAUGAGUUGCCACUGGCUCAACGAAGCACCAUGUGGUUUCAGCAUGAUAAUUUCAAACCUCAUAAUGGCAUGAAAAUCACAGUUAAACUCAACAGCUUGUUCGAAAGGCGAUGGAUAGGUGUAGAGAGGUUCAACCCCUUUCCCUUCAAUGCUGCAGAUUUGUCUCCGAUACACUUUAUAUGGGAUUAUAUUAAAAUGAAGGUGUUUAGCAAAGAGCACAACACAGCUGGGCAGAUGCAAGAAGCUAUAGUGAGUGCAUUUAAUGAUUUGAGGUCAGAAUGCAAAGAGAAUCCAAUACUCCACUCCAGUCAGUUUGCUAAUGUCAUAAAAACUGUUCAGGCUUGUGUCAAGAGUGAACGAGGUAAAUGAAAAAAGCUCUUAAUUAGUAAUAAAUCAUUGUAAUUUGCUUU
This is a messenger RNA of Pararge aegeria (speckled wood butterfly), 1225 nucleotides long. RefSeq lists its product as uncharacterized. The transcript has 2 exons. The record is from RefSeq and is a predicted model, not a curated record. The coding region runs from base 123 to 1184 and encodes 353 amino acids. NCBI's taxonomy places the organism in Eukaryota, Metazoa, Arthropoda, Insecta, Lepidoptera, Nymphalidae. Gene Ontology annotation, molecular function: nucleic acid binding.